CAUUAGAGCAUUCUCAUCGAUGCACGUAUCGAAUACGAUAGAAGAUGAAAAAAUUAAAGCAAAAUACGACAUUAUUGUUGCCGGCGGUGGUAUGGUUGGAUGUACAUUGGCCUGUGCUUUGGGUAAAAAUCCGUUGCUUAGUAAACUGAAAGUGUUGCUAUUGGAAGGCAACACGAAACAGGAGUUUCAUUUAAAUACCGAAUACAGCAACCGAGUCGUGGCUCUCAAUCAAAACACAAAGUCUUUGAUGAACUCUCUGAAUGUAUGGAGACAUGUGGAGAACGCACGUUUACAACCCGUUAGGUAUAUGCAAGUAUGGGAUGCCUGCUCUGAUGCUUUAAUAUCCUUCAGUAGUUCAGAAGUCUUCGAUGAUGAUUUGGCCUACAUAGUAGAAAAUGAUCUUUUACUAAAUGCAAUAAAUCAAGAACUAUCCACAAACAAUGUUGAUGUAGUGUAUGGUGCUAAAAUUGCAGAAUAUCAAUUGCUUAGGAGAGAUAAUAGUGGUAAUGAUCCAGAGAGUUUGGUCAAGAUGAGCAAUGGAGAUGUCUAUGCCUGUAAACUUUUGAUUGGCGCUGACGGGGCGAACUCGGCGGUUCGACAAGCCAUGGGCGCUCAGUACCUGUCGUGGAACUACGACCAGAAGGGCGUUGUAGCUACACUGCAUUUAGCUGAGGAAACCGAGAAUACAACAGCAUGGCAACGGUUCCUUCCAACCGGGCCGGUAGCAUUGCUGCCCUUGGAUUCAAAACGUAGCUCGCUCGUGUGGUCAACGAAUCACAGCCACGCCACACAUCUACUCAAAUUGCCUGACGAACAGUUUGUCGACGCUCUUAAUGAUGCCUUGUGGAAACAGUAUCCUCGCAGUAGCAGUGUAGACACCUGCAUGUCCUGGGUGAGUGGUUUGCUACGUCGCGUUGGUCUACCCGACGGGGCGGUGAGGCAACUACCGCCAUCUGUAAAGAAUAUAGCGCCUAAAUCCAGAGCUGCGUUCCCGCUCGGCUUCGGCCAUAGUACUAGAUACGUUGCAAUAGGAGUCGCUCUUGUUGGAGAUGCCGCACAUCGUGUUCACCCGUUAGCCGGACAAGGAGUGAACCUUGGCUUUGGCGACGUGAAGGAUCUUACAGAUAUGCUCGCUGAUGCUUUGUACAGCGGUUUAGAAUUAACACAUCACAGCUGGUUGGAAAAAUAUGAGACCACAAGGCAACGACACAAUGUGCCCACUCAAUUAGCCGUAGACGCUUUACAUAGACUGUAUACCGUAGACCUAGCUCCUGUCGUAUUACUCCGAAGUGUGGGCCUGCAGCUUACCAAUGCCAUACAACCUGUGAAGAAAAUGAUCAUCUCGCACGCCACGACUUAAUAAUGAAGAAAGAAUAUCUACGGAAUAAUGGACUAUAGACAUUUUUGGUGAAGAUAGAAUUGUAAUAGAUAUUAUUAGAAAAAACACUCAAAUCUAUUUGGAUGUAAUAUACAAUACGGCAGACGAAAAAUUCGUUCAAUUUCAUUUUUUUGGAACUGAUAUGGAGUUGUCAAAUCAAAUUAAGGAGGACGAAAGAGAACCAAUACUGCCCUCCUUAUCAUAAUUAACGUAAUCAACUUUAUUAGCGAAAUUGAGUUAUUACGUUUUUGCAAUUAGCGAAACGAGAUCUCCAACCCCUUAUAAGCGUUUUUUUUUGUAUCUUAUUUAGUUUCAGUUUUAUUGUUUUUAAGCGAAAUCAUCGUAAUUCACAUUUUUCAAAGCAGAAUUUUGGCGCCAAUAUCUCCAAAAUUACCAAUAUGCAAAUGUGUUGGUUAUGACAAGGAGGGCAGAAUUAGCGAUGCUCGACUUUGAAAUUUACUAAUACUAAUAAUUCGAAUAGGCAAAUCUAAGUCGAAUCCGAGCACAAUCAUUAUUGAUACCGAAUACCUCUCUUUCCAUUAGGUCGGGUGUAUGAAUCGAAUGAUUAUUAUUUUGGAACAACUCGGAACCACACCAUGUUGAUAUCAAAAUACACCCUGUCACAUUUACGGUAUUUACCAUAUGUCAGAGAGGGCUAGGCAGAAAUGCUGUAUGGAAUCUAUGGAUUAGUAAUGAAUGAUCAUUCAUAUUAUUCGAAUACGAAAAUUAGUAGGUUACUAAUUUGUCAUUCGAAUGACAAGAUGAGUAAUUAGUAACGAGUCGAAUAUCUAAAUCAUUCGCAAUAGCGCAUCGUUGGCAGAGUACUGAUAAACCAUAAAUAAAAUGUUACAUAAUCGCGUUCUGACAAAUAAAAAGUUUUUUUUUUGCGGAGUAUAGGAUACAUCACUAAUACAAGGCGUGCUUGAAAACGUUUCUCAUUGGCACGCCUACCUAUUCAUCGUUCCUAUUAUCACUUAUUUUAUUACCAAUGUAAAAAAAAAUACCGAAUC
This is a messenger RNA of Hyposmocoma kahamanoa, 2388 nucleotides long. It is a transcript of the gene Coq6, whose product is annotated as ubiquinone biosynthesis monooxygenase COQ6, mitochondrial. Gene Ontology annotation, cellular component: mitochondrion. The coding region runs from base 20 to 1360 and encodes 446 amino acids. Gene Ontology annotation, molecular function: FAD binding; oxidoreductase activity, acting on paired donors, with incorporation or reduction of molecular oxygen, NAD(P)H as one donor, and incorporation of one atom of oxygen; 2-octaprenyl-6-methoxyphenol hydroxylase activity. Lineage: Eukaryota; Metazoa; Arthropoda; Insecta; Lepidoptera; Cosmopterigidae. The record is from RefSeq and is a predicted model, not a curated record. The transcript is spliced from 9 exons. Gene Ontology annotation, biological process: ubiquinone biosynthetic process.